This is a messenger RNA of Dipodomys ordii (Ord's kangaroo rat), 3614 nucleotides long. RefSeq names its product myeloid/lymphoid or mixed-lineage leukemia; translocated to, 3 (gene Mllt3). The transcript is spliced from 10 exons. Lineage: Eukaryota; Metazoa; Chordata; Mammalia; Rodentia; Heteromyidae. Gene Ontology annotation, cellular component: super elongation complex. The record is from RefSeq and is a predicted model, not a curated record. The coding region runs from base 249 to 1814 and encodes 521 amino acids. Gene Ontology annotation, biological process: regulation of DNA-templated transcription.
UGCUGCUGCUGCUGCUGCUGCUGCUUUUGCUUUUGGGGCUGAGUUUAAUAAGCGAGCGAGCGAGCGAGCGAGCACGGGGCGCGGGGGGGGGGGAGAGAAAAAGGCAGAGAAUGUCCGCCAUCUACCCUCCGCUUCUGGGCGCGCUCUCAUUCAUAGCUGCCUCUUCAUGAAUUACAGCUGAAGCGGGACGGGGAGGGGUGUGGGGGGGUACCACACAACACCCCAGAAAAUUCUCCGGGCCCCCAGGCAUGGCUAGCUCGUGUGCCGUGCAGGUGAAGCUGGAGCUGGGGCACCGCGCCCAGGUGAGGAAAAAACCCACCGUGGAGGGCUUCACCCACGACUGGAUGGUGUUCGUGCGCGGCCCGGAGCACAGUAACAUACAGCACUUUGUGGAGAAAGUCGUCUUCCACUUGCACGAAAGCUUUCCAAGGCCAAAAAGAGUGUGCAAAGAUCCACCUUACAAAGUAGAAGAAUCUGGGUAUGCUGGUUUCAUUUUGCCAAUUGAGGUUUAUUUUAAAAACAAGGACCCUAAUAGGAGUAUCCAUACCAGCAGCAGCAGCAGCAGCAGUAGCAGCAGCAGCAGCAGUAGUAGUAGCAGCAGUAGUAGCAGCAGCAGCAGCAGUAGCAGCAGCAGCAGCAGCAGUAGUAGUAGCAGCAGUAGCAGCAGCAGCAGUACCAGUUUUUCAAAGCCUCACAAAUUAAUGAAGGAGCACAAGGAAAAACCUUCUAAAGACUCCAGAGAACAUAAAAGUGCCUUCAAAGAACCUUCCAGGGAUCACAACAAAUCUUCCAAAGAAUCCUCUAAGAAACCCAAAGAAAAUAAACCACUGAAAGAAGAGAAAAUAGUUCCUAAGAUGGCCUUCAAGGAACCUAAACCCAUGUCGAAAGAGCCAAAACCAGACAGUAACUUGCUCACCAUCACCAGUGGACAGCAAGAUAAGAAGGCUCCCAGCAAAAGGCCCUCCAUUUCAGAUUCUGAAGAACUCUCAGCCAAAAAAAGGAAAAAGAGUAGCUCAGAGGCUUUAUUUAAAAGUUUUUCUAGCGCCCCACCACUGAUACUCACUUGUUCUGCUGACAAAAAACAGAUAAAAGAUAAAUCUCAUGUCAAGAUGGGAAAAGUCAAAAUUGAAAGUGAGGCAUCAGAAAAGAAGAAAUCAACUUUACCACCAUUUGAUGAUAUUGUGGAUCCCAAUGACUCAGACGUGGAGGAGACUAUGUCCUCUAAAUCUGAUUCGGAACAACCCAGUCCUGCCAGUUCCAGCUCCAGUUCCAGCUCCAGCUUCACACCGUCCCAGACCAGGCAACAAGGUCCUUUAAGGUCUAUAAUGAAAGACCUGCAUUCCGAUGACAAUGAGGAGGAAUCAGAUGAGGCAGAGGAUAAUGACAAUGACUCUGAAAUGGAAAGACCUGUGAAUAGAGGGGGAAGUCGGAGUCGCAGAGUUAGCUUGAGUGAUGGCAGUGACAGUGAGAGCAGUUCUGCCUCUUCACCCCUCCAUCAUGAACCUCCACCACCAUUAUUAAAAACCAACAACAACCAGAUCCUUGAAGUGAAAAGCCCAAUAAAGCAAAGCAAAUCAGAUAAGCAAAUAAAGAAUGGCGAGUGUGACAAGGCGUACCUAGAUGAGUUGGUAGAGCUUCACAGAAGGUUAAUGACACUGAGGGAAAGACACAUUCUGCAACAGAUUGUGAACCUCAUAGAAGAGACUGGACACUUUCAUAUCACAAACACAACAUUUGAUUUUGAUCUUUGCUCACUGGACAAAACUACAGUCCGUAAACUACAGAGUUACUUAGAAACAUCUGGAACAUCCUGAGGAUACAACUGGAUGCAUCAAAAACUAUUGUCGUUGUUUUUUUUUUUUGGGUUGUGAUUUUUUUUUGUUGUUGUUUAUAUGAAAACACUCAGAAUGAUGCAACCAAAAGGGAAAAAAAUAAAAAUCAAACAACCUUCAGCUUUAUUUUUCUUUAAAGCCAGUCAUCAUCUCUUGAUAAAGGAGAGGUUACGCAAACCAGCCUCAGCGGACCACUCUUCUCUCCAAGGAAAUCCCCGGGAAGAGUUAGCCUGGAUAGCCUUGAAAACAAAACAAAGCAAACACAACACAAGAAACUUAAAGAAUGUGUAUGGUAUCAUGUAUUUCUCUCUCUUUCUCUCUCUCUCUGUGGUGGUUCAUUCCACAGGAUGAAUGCAUAUUCAACACACUGCCUUAUUACAUAACUGAUCUAUUUAUUAUUGCAUACAGAUAUUCUGAAGUUGUUGAGGGAAUGAACCACCAGACAUUAAAAGUACUUGGUCCCACGGAUGCUCUUUCAGUGCAGCACCCUUCCAAGCCCAGUGACCUUACUUGUAUAUCGUGCCACUUUCCACCAACUUUUUCCAAGUCCUUUAACUUGUUGCAGUCUGUAUUUUCCACCUUCGUUUUUCCAGUUCCAAGACACAAAUUACCAACUGGGGGAGGGGAUGGGGUGGUGACCAAAUAGCCACCUUGAUUUUCUUCCUUGGGAUCUUUUUUCCUCAAGGUUGGGGCCCAUGUUAUGAUCUUGGACCAUGGUAGAGAAUUCACCAGAUAGGAUCAUAUGAAUUAAUAUCUAGCCUUAGUCAAUAAACCAGUAGGACUUCUAACAAAUGCGCAUCUGCAAUGUCCUGAAUCUAGCCCUAUUGAGCUGACAUCAACAUUCUUGUGUCUGUUUUACUGUUACAAGAUAAGUUGAACAUGGAAGUAAAGGCAUUCCACAGGAUCAUCACAUUUUUUUAAAAAAAAAACUUUGAUCCUGUUUUCUAAAUUAACUGUAGAAAUGCUUAAUUUGGAUUUCUAUUAGUGAGAGUCUCAGCUCUUUUCAGCUGUCAGUGUGGUACUCGUUUUUUCCAUAAAACCAAGGAUCACAGACUAGUUUGUUCACAUGCAGGUCUUUUAGACUUUAUAUUUGGAAGUUAAGAUCUUUCUUUGGGGGAAAUUCUUGGUUAUUCUGCCAUAACAGACUAUGUAUUAAAUUGUAGAUUCAGUGCUUCGUUACCUGUUUGUCACUUGCCGAUGUUUUCAGAAGGAUUUCCUUUAUGGGCGAAAGUACAGAUGGUUGGGGAGGGGGGAGAUGUUGGUUCUUGUUGUACCCUUGUUUUGAAACUAGAAAUCUGUCCUGUGGCAUGCAAAAGAAAGUGAAUUAUUUUUAAAAGAAAACAAGGUCCUUUUGGUGUCAUUAUUAUAUAAUCUCUGUAAGCAUAGGAAUGAAAAAUAAGAACAAUUCACCGUUCAAGUUGCUCAGCUGAAAAGAUAAGAAAUGAAGAAAUACUUCUGGAUCCAAAGGUUCGUCACUGGAUCAGCCUUAAGAAAGUCUCUACGUGUGCUAACAGACCAAUUACCCCCCCUCCCACCUUGUUUGUUCCCAUGCCAAUGCCGUUCUUUCAUUCAGAGAUUAACCUAGUGUCUAUUCAGAAAAUGGUCUCUCCAGACCCAUUCUUUCAGGCAGUAAUGUAAAUGCAGUGAUAAUGGAGUGACUCCUGCAUUUUUAAAAGGGGAUUUUUUUACACUGUUUCUUUCUAUCCAAAGAAACUAUUUUUUUCCUUUAAAAUACAAUACAGCCAUGCUUCUUGUAAAUCACUUCUCUAAAGUGUCCUCCCA